GCCGUUGCUAUGGCUCGGGGCCCGAGGCAGCGCGGGCGGUGAGGCGUGCGGGUCCCAGGCAUGGAGGAAGAGGACACGAGAGAUUACGGCGAACCUUGUGUACAGUGUUCUGUCGUAAACUGGGGUCUUACUGAUGAAGGCAGAUUUUAUUGCAAGUCUUGUCACAACGUCAUAGAGAGGACUAAAGAGGUUUUAACUUCUGAUGUUGUUCCUAACACAAAGAUCCAGUCCAUCUCCAGAGGAUUUAGAAAGAGAAAAAAAAUUGAUAAAGGCUGGGAAUGGUAUGUUUGUGAAGGUUUUCAGUACAUACUCAAGAAGCAAGCAGAAGCUCUGCAAACUUUAGGAGUGUGUCCACAGAUGAAGGAUGAAAUUCUAUGCAAUUUCUGGAGACGUUACCUUCAGAAGAGCAAACAGGCAUAUUGCACCACACCAGCUAGUUAUACUAGCAAAGCAUUAUCUAUAUCUGACAUCAGUACAGAUAUGGAUAGCGAACCAGAGAGAAUAAGUAUUCAUGGCUUGUCAUCUUUCUCUGAAAGUGAUGGAGAUUUACAGACAGAAAGCAGCUUUGGACAUGUUUCUUCCAUUGGCAAUGCCUCAGCAAGAGAAACCACAUCUAUCUGCUCCGGAUCGGUAGAUGGUGGUUCGUAUUUACUUAAGAGGAAAAAAGGGAACUUGAGGAUGUCUAUGCCAAUGACACUUUCAUUCUGCUAUAUUGCAUUACUCUGGCUGAGAGAGCCAGUGACAUUAUCAGAUCUCUUAAGGUUUGUUAUAGAUGGUCACAUUCCUUACUUGAAUGCUUUUCAGUAUUUUCCAGAGGAGAUGAAAUUGUAUGGAGUUGAUCUCAAGAUCUUUCGUGUAGAGUCUUGGCCUGUAUAUGAAGAUGUGCAUAACAAGAUGUCUGAACUUGCAGCGUUUUUAGAUUUGCCUUGUUUUCCAGCUAUAACUGAUAGCUGCUUUCUUCAUCCAAACAUCUUGUGCAUUAAAUAUCUGAUGGAAGCCAACUUACCUGAUGAAUUGCACAAUUGGACUUGCAGAGUGGUAAAAAAGAUCAAUGUUGGAGAAACAGACUUUCUGACACUUGAUCCUGUGAAUAAAUCAGCAAGGAAAGUAAAAUAUGAUGUUCUUGCUGCAGCCAUCAUUAUAGUGGUGCUCAAAUUACUAUUUUUACUAGAUGAUCAGUAUGAAUGGUUAAAUGCAAACUUUGCUGGAAAAAGAAAUCAAAAGAACAAAGAAGGCUGCCUGUGGUUUGAUUUCAAAAAGUGGUACAAGAUUAUAAAGAAGUCUGUGGAUGUGGAACAGAAGAAAUUAGAUGAAGAAAGAGCCCGGUGUCUGUGGAAAUGUGAAAAACCACUAUUCUACUCAGCCAAGGAAAAAUCUGUAGUUCUUAAGAAAAGACAAAUGGUAGUGAACUUACAAAGACAGUUUGGUGCACUGUCUGGUUCAAUGCAAGUUGCUGAAAAGCAAAGCCCUUCAAGUUUCCAGUUAAAUUGGGCUGAAGAAAACACAGAUGGGAAUUGUUUUCAUGGGCAUAUCCUAGAGGGAGUUUUGCAAGAAAAAGGCAAUUCACUUACAACCAUGAACACCAAGUAUUGGCUGUGUACAGUUAAACUAUGUAAUGAGAAACAAGGUGGCCUGGCCUAAGGCCAGUUUACUGUUCUGCCACUGGGUCAUGCCAUGAAAAGCCAACCCAGCUACUGUUCAGCCAGGGAUUAGGUUGGGAGUGAGGAAAGGAUACUGAGAUUGAAGAUCAUCUUGGAUUCACACUGCAAUAAUGGGUUUCUGCUGUCUUUUGUGAGAAGGAAGAUUGGGAUAGCUGAAUUCAGUCUCAUUGCAUUUCAUGCCAAUAUAUUGUAUACCCAAGCCUUAAGAUUUUAUUUACUAUAAAAUAUCACAUUUAAGAAAACAAACACUACAAUACCAGCUAUAUUAUUUUAAGUUUAAUUUCUUUAAUAUUCUGUUUUUGAAAAUGACUGAGUCUAAAGUGUGUGCAUACUUUGUCGCCUUUUCAGUGUACUUGCUUAUUAUUCAUCUACCUUUUUUCCUUUUCACUUUGCCUUUUAUGCAUUCACCAAGACAGAAGUGGGUUGGAAUAAUGUAAACAUAGUAUCAUAUCACAAGAGCUUUUGUUCUGUAGGUUCAUUCUCUUGUUUGAACAAGAAACUUUUUAACAGAGGGUGAGAGAAGAAUCCUCUUUACUCAUAUGCAUAAAUCUGAUAUACAUUGGAUAAGUGGUUUUUUUAUGUAUGUUUGCAUGAACAAUCUCUCUCCAUGCAAAUUUUGUAUUUAAGCAUGUAUUUACAUAUGUAGUACAUUAGAACAUAAUGUGAAAUGCAAAUAGUCAUAGCCAUCAGAAAUCAAGAAUUGAGUUUAAAUUCUUAUCCUUUAGAUUUCCCAUUGUAUCAUCUGUAGUGCAAGUAGUUAAUGUAGUUACAAAUAUGACCAUUUGUUUAAUCUUUUGAAAAUGCGAAAAGAGCAUUCAUUCCCUCAGCUAUGAGAUUUUGUGCAAUGGAGAUGCCAUAGAGCUAAAAACAAACGCCAAAAAUGUUUCUUUAAAAAUCAGUUUAUCUGGGACCACUGAAAUGCUUUAUGGAUAUGGCUAUUUCAUGGCCUCACUACAGAGCAUAGUUAAGGUUGCUUUGAAUUUCCAUAUGUUAAAAUGUUUGGACUUUUAAAGCUUACCUUAACUGUGAGUUUCUUGUGUUUAUAACACGUAGUUUUAAAGAUAAUUAUAAGAUCCCUUUAAUGAAUUUUACUCUAAUUUCUUUUAUACGUACGCUUCAUUUUAAUGUAAUUUUUUGUCUGGGAAUUUAAAAAGCACAAGAUCCAGAUGUCUUUUAGCUAUUCUUGGAGUAGAUAAUAAGAAAAAAUGCCUUUGAGAAAGAAAAUGCAAAUUCUGUGUAUUUGAUGUCUGUAUGAAAACCCUCACUCCCAUUAAAAUCAAAUAGGUGCCCUUCAAUGCCACUUUAACCUGUUUGUAUCAGAUCAUUAGUUUUGGUUGACAAAAUAUAUUUUGAGAGAGCAGAACACUUUGAAAAGAAGUGUUACCUCAUGGGCCAUUGUGUUUCCAAUAGUUAGCCACAUAAAAAAUGCCUGAGUAUCUUUCUUUCAGCUCCGUUGAUGUGCAUAAACAUGAUGUUUUGAUCUCUUACAAGUUCCUAAAUGCAAAUUUGGAUAUUUUUUUUUAAUCAUCACUGUCAACCUUUUCUAGUCCUUUGUAGGUUUCUCCCUUUCAAAUAUUUUUAUUCUUGAACACUGAAUUACAAUAAAAUUGUGCACCACUAUAAAAUUAAUUUUAAUAAAGUACCAACCUCCCAAAAUUCAAACGCCAUGUAAUCCUGAUUUUAAAAUCUUGCUAUUUCAAACACAAGAGGCUAAUACUUCCUAAAAACAAAAAGAAGUGCUAAAAAUAUCAGUUGACAUUGGUUUUAAGUAACCAUAUAUAUAGUAGUAAGCUAUUAUAAAAUAUUGAUUCCAGGAAGAAGUGUUUAAGGAAAAUUUAUUUAAAGGUAAACUGCAAUGUACAGUAAAGAUCCAAUCAAUGUGGACAGAGAUGGCUUGACUUUUUUUGAGGCUGAAA
Molecule: messenger RNA, 3577 nt
Organism: Terrapene triunguis (Three-toed box turtle)
Lineage: Eukaryota; Metazoa; Chordata; Testudines; Emydidae
Gene: TAF1B
Product: TATA-box binding protein associated factor, RNA polymerase I subunit B
Exons: 15
Coding region: 61-1641 (526 amino acids)
Biological process (GO): RNA polymerase I preinitiation complex assembly; nucleolar large rRNA transcription by RNA polymerase I
Cellular component (GO): RNA polymerase I core factor complex; RNA polymerase transcription factor SL1 complex
Molecular function (GO): RNA polymerase I core promoter sequence-specific DNA binding
Source: RefSeq, a predicted model, not a curated record